Messenger RNA from Atta colombica, 496 nucleotides. RefSeq lists its product as uncharacterized. Bases 69 to 467 code for a protein of 132 amino acids. The transcript has a single exon. NCBI's taxonomy places the organism in Eukaryota, Metazoa, Arthropoda, Insecta, Hymenoptera, Formicidae. The record is from RefSeq and is a predicted model, not a curated record.
UUUCCUUAGUUUAUUUUGUACAUGUAUGUUCGAUUAGAAUAUUUUAACAAAGCUUAUUUUGUAUUCAGAUGGAAGUGAUUCCGAUAACUCCGCAGAUGCUACGUACAAUCAUAAAAGAAUUACAAAAACGUCAAUUAUUUGUUAAAUUAAAAAAUUUAAGGGAUCAUAUACAGAGACAUUAUCCAGUUGAAACCGAUUUAGAAACUCUCGAGCAAGAAUUACAAGAAAAACUGAAGUAUGCUGUUUGCGUUGGAUUGAUCGCUAAAUAUGGAGAUGACCAAUAUUGUAUACCAACUUUACGAGAAGAGGCUAAUGCUGCUAAAACAGCGAUCAGUGCAUUCUGGGAAAUGUACAAAAACGUAAUACAAUACGUUCGAGUUCUUUUAUGUCAACUUUAUUUUUUAUGCAACAAAGUGCAGUUAACCAAUAAAGAUCUUUUUAUUAAUUUAGAAUUAUCAGUUGCUUAAUAAGAGAAAGAAAAAAUCAGAUAUCAAAA